Messenger RNA from Fraxinus pennsylvanica, 3063 nucleotides. NCBI's taxonomy places the organism in Eukaryota, Viridiplantae, Streptophyta, Magnoliopsida, Lamiales, Oleaceae. The record is from the annotation of a GenBank genome assembly.
AUGGCAUGGUUUAGAGCUGGUUCCAGUGUGGCAAAGUUGGCUAUUAGGCGAACUCUUUCGCAAAGCAGUUCGUAUGUGACGAGAACAAGGGUCACUCGUGCUCAAAACCAACAGUUUCAUACUACAGUUUUUAAGUCAAAGGCACAAUCUGCACCUGUUCCACAUCCCGUUCCACUCUCCAGGUUGACUGAUAGCUUUUUAGAUGGGACAAGCAGUGUUUAUCUUGAGGAGCUCCAGAGGGCUUGGGAGAAAGAUCCUAAUAGCGUGGAUGAAUCUUGGGACAAUUUCUUUAGGAAUUUUGUUGGCCAGGCCACCACCUCGCCUGGAAUUUCUGGCCAAACGAUCCAAGAGAGCAUGCGGCUGUUGUUGCUUGUGAGAGCUUACCAGGUUUAUGGUCACAUGAAAGCCAAGUUGGACCCAUUAGGUUUGGAACUGCGGCCUAUUCCCGAUGAUCUAGACCCAGCCCUUUAUGGGUUUGCAGAAGCUGAUCUCGAUAGAGAAUUUUUUGUUGGUGUUUGGAGAAUAUCUGGAUUUUUGUCUGAGAAUCGUCCUGUGCAAACCUUGAGAGCGAUUUUGACUAGGUUAGAACAGGCUUAUUGUGGAAGUAUUGGUUAUGAGUACAUGCAUAUUGCUGAUCGUGAAAAGUGUAAUUGGCUAAGAGAAAAGAUUGAGACUCCGACACCAACACAAUACAAUCGUCAGCGUCGUGAGGUUAUCCUUGACAGGCUUAUAUGGAGCACCCAGUUUGAGAACUUCUUGGCAACAAAAUGGACUGCAGCAAAGAGGUUUGGGCUAGAAGGUUGUGAGACAUUGAUUCCUGGCAUGAAGGAGAUGUUUGAUAGAUCAGCAGAUCUUGGGGUGGAGAGCAUUGUCAUCGGAAUGUCACAUAGAGGCAGACUAAAUGUUCUGGGUAACGUCGUUCGGAAACCACUGCGACAGAUCUUUAGUGAAUUUAGCGGUGGUACAAAACCUGUGGAUGAGGUUGGCCUCUACACCGGAACUGGAGAUGUAAAAUAUCAUUUGGGAACAUCUUAUGACAGGCCAACAAGGGGGGGGAAGAGAAUUCACUUAUCUUUGGUUGCAAAUCCAAGUCACUUGGAAGCUGUGGACCCUGUCGUGGUUGGGAAAACUAGAGCCAAACAAUACUACUCCAAUGAUGUGGACAGAACGAAGAAUAUGGGUAUUUUAAUUCAUGGAGAUGGUAGUUUUGCUGGACAAGGUGUUGUCUAUGAGACCUUGCAUCUUAGUGCUCUUCCAAAUUACACUACUGGUGGGACCAUUCACAUUGUGGUAAACAAUCAAGUGGCAUUCACUACUGACCCAAGAUCGGGAAGAUCCUCACAGUAUUGUACAGAUGUUGCCAAAGCUCUGAGUGCUCCAAUCUUCCAUGUCAAUGGUGAUGAUGUAGAGGCAGUUGUUCACGCCUGUGAACUUGCAGCAGAGUGGCGUCAGACUUUCCAUACUGAUGUUGUAGUAGAUAUUGUAUGCUAUCGUCGAUUUGGGCACAAUGAGAUUGACGAGCCAUCCUUCACCCAGCCUAAAAUGUACAAGGUCAUCCGAAAUCAUCCAUCAGCACUUGAGAUCUACCAAAAGAAACUGUUAGAAUCUGGCCACGUUUCGAAAGAAGACGUUGAUAAGAUAAACAGCAAGGUCCUAUCAAUUCUCAAUGAAGAAUUUCUGGCCAGCAAAGAUUAUGUCCCUCAAAGAAGGGACUGGCUUUCAGCUUACUGGAUGGGUUUCAAGUCUCCUGAGCAACUUUCACGUAUUCGUAACACUGGUGUCAAACCAGAGAUCUUGAAGAAUGUUGGAAAGGCUAUUACAACCUUACCUGAAAAUUUUAAACCUCAUAGAGCAGUAAAGAGGAUUUUUGACGAUCGCUUGAAGAUGAUAGAGACAGGGGAGGGUAUUGACUGGGCAGUGGGAGAAGCGCUUGCUUUUGCAACAUUGCUUGUAGAGGGGAAUCACGUGAGGGUGAGCGGGCAGGAUGUAGAGCGAGGCACUUUCAGUCAUAGACAUGCUGUUCUACAUGACCAGGAAACAGGGGACCAGUACUGUCCCUUGGAUCAUGUUAUGAUGAACCAAAAUGAAGAGAUGUUUACUGUAAGCAACAGCUCUCUUUCAGAGUUUGGAGUUUUGGGAUUUGAAUUAGGUUAUUCCAUGGAAAACCCCAAUUCUCUGGUAUUGUGGGAAGCCCAAUUUGGUGAUUUUGCCAAUGGUGCUCAGGUGAUAUUUGAUCAAUUUCUCAGUAGUGGGGAGUCAAAAUGGUUGCGACAGACUGGAUUAGUUGUUCUUCUACCUCAUGGUUAUGACGGCCAAGGCCCUGAACACUCGAGUGCACGUUUGGAACGUUUCCUCCAGAUGAGUGAUGACAAUCAAUAUAUUAUCCCUGAGAUGGAUCCUACCCUUAGGACACAAAUACAGGAGUGCAAUUGGCAGGUGGUGAAUGUCACAACUCCUGCAAAUUAUUUCCAUGUUUUGCGGCGUCAAAUACACAGGAAAUUCCGCAAGCCUAUCAUUGUGCUGUCACCAAAGAACUUGCUUCGUCAAAAGGACUGCAAGUCUAAUUUAUCCGAGUUUGACGAUGUUCAAGGCCAUCCAGGAUUUGACAAACAAGGGACGAGAUUUAAACGCCUGAUAAAGGACCAAAAUGAUCACUCAGAUCUUGAAGAGGGAAUUAGACGUCUGAUUCUUUGCUCAGGAAAGGUUUAUUACGAGCUCAAUGAGGAGAGGAAGAAAACCAGUGGAAAGGACAUUGCAAUUUGUAGGGUAGAGCAGCUUUGCCCCUUCCCUUAUGACCUCAUCCAGCGGGAACUUAAGCGAUAUCCAAAUGCAGAGGUUGUUUGGUGUCAGGAAGAGCCAAUGAACAUGGGAGCUUACAAUUACAUUGCGCCUCGUCUAUGUACUGCUAUGAAAGCACUAGGAAGGGGUACUAUGGAUGACAUCAAGUAUGUUGGCCGUGCUCCAUCCGCUGCCACAGCUACUGGUUUCUACCAGGUUCAUGUCAAAGAGCAUACUGAACUAGUUCAGAAAGCCGUACAGCCUGAUCCAAUUAAAUCUCCAUAA